AAAUGAGAGAGUGAAAAGGGGGCCAGUAUGCGAACCAGAAGCGUUGCUGUUUCCCUACACUAUUUGAUUGCGUUCCCAUCUUUACUUAAUGACGGAUAAUUAGCAAUACCACCGAACCUACUUUACAUGUAAGGUUGGCUCUUUAUAACAAAAGACAGAGCAUCGGGAUUUGUCAGUACCCGUGACUUGCAUCGGAGUGUGCACUGAGGAGGACAGCACUUGGGCUGCCUGACUAGAAGCGCUGACUGCGGAGCUAGGACUACUGAAGAUCAUGAGACGCCUGUAUAACCAAGGCCACAUUACCGUGGUUUGGUAAAGUAAAUAUUGUGUUUUAUUUUUCUCUCUUGGCACUUACUUUUCGUGUUUGACUCGUCGUGGACCAUUCCCGGAGUUUAUCAAGCUAUCCUAGAAGUGCAACGGAGGAGGAUAACUUUGUCUGAAUUUGCCAGCAAGAAAAAGUAAUUCAAAUUCAAAAACAGCAGAAAAACUGUAUCGAGGAAGGCUUUGAUCGGAAUGGAUUCAAAGGAUAUAUAACAUACGCAUGUGUCAUACGGGCUCGACGUUUAGCGCAACCUUGCAGCCGUCGCAAUGGCAACUUUGGCCGGUUUGGCACAGAGCGCCUGUAGACAUCUAUGGCCCUUCGGCUGCAUAGUUAUCUUUUUUAGCUAUUUAUGUAUAGCUUCACCUACCCAUGGACGCCGAUUAAUAUGCUGGCAGGCUAUUUUGAACUGUCAAAAUGAAGCAGAGUGUUUGUAUGCAUAUGACCAGUAUUUACACGCCUGUGAACCCAUACUGACCGGCCAGAGGAGGAAGUGUCCAAGUCACUGCAUCUCUUCCCUAGUGCAACUCAAUCUUACCAGAAACGGGCCAGCUCUUGAGGACUGUAGCUGUGGCAAUGAUGAAAGAUGCAGGAAGACCAAACGUUCUAUCGAGCCUUGCCUGCCUAGAACUAGCAACAUGGGGUGCACAGAAGCACGGCGCCAGUGCGAAAGAGACACCCAAUGCCGAAGCGCCAUGGGUGAAUAUUUAACCCACUGUGGCAAACUUUUCAGUGGAGCAACCUGUACGAACUCUUGUCGAAAUGUGAUUGCUCACAUGCGCAAGAUACCCAAGGCUCAAAGCUUGGAUACCUGCGUUUGCGACGGGACCGAAAGGACUAUAUGUGAGUUCAUCAAAGUUAAUAUGAGAAACCUCUGCUUCGAAUCACCACCUACAGAUGACGAGGGCGGUAGUGGAAAUGAUGACGAAGACGACGAACAAGACAUUGACUACUAUGUCACCAGCAGUGAUGUAGAAGACACUGGUUGCUCACUGAGUCCUCGGAGUGUUUUGACUCUGGUGGCAUCCAUCUUGGUUCUUCUGCCGUUUCUCUGAUGGGCAAGUGAAUUACUCGCUCAGACUGUUGUACGAAGGGGAAAUGUUGCUCUCUUUUGUCUUCAAACAACUGUCGGAUGCGUUCGGCUCCAAAGAGUAGACUACAAAGUCAGCAAUCUAAGAUUGGUUGCUCUAAUAUGAGUAAAUGUGGUGGGGUAAACUCCCAACACUCUGUGAUUGUCUAUGCACGUGUAGGCCCAACUGUUUUGGCGCAGGGGAAACAUGCCUUGUCAGUAUGUCACAGUAUUUAUUUUUACGCAAAUGGUCUGACAUUGCAAUAACGACGUGGCUACCAAAUACUUAAGCUUGGUCUAACACUACUGCCCUAAAGUAUACUAGACGGUUUGUGUCAUCAAAGUGUUGGUGUCCUAAGUAAGAUAAAGCUUGUAGCGCACAUUUGUCACAUUGAUUUCAAAUGUUGCCUUGGACAAGUGUGUGCAGAAAUUAUUUUAUUUUGAUACAUAGAGAUUUAUCAAUGCAGGUUUUAAUCAUAAAGCUGUGCACUGCCAAUAUGGGACUAGUGUUUUUAAAAGAAAAAGAUGUAUUUUUAUAUAAAGUUGCAUUUGAUUUUUGAGAGGCCAAGUGACAUCUCUUUAGGAUAUUAAAUGCUGGAAUGAAAUACAGAUAGACUAAAAAAUCCAGUUAAGGUACAAUAAAGUCAUCUACAAAUAUAUGUUGUAAAAAGGAAUCACUGCACACAUAGUGUACCAGACAGUGAAAGAGAAAGGUUUAAAAAAGUAUUCCAGUUGUAAAGGGAAAGUAGGUAUUUGAUGUAUUAUUUUCCUUUGAAAAAUACUGUACAGUGUAUUAUAUAGAUUUUCAGAGAAUCUUUUAAUUAUGUUAUCAAAGAUGAAUUAUUCACUGUGUAGAAAUGUCUAAAUCCACUGUAUGACUGCCUCAAUGAUGUACUUUUAUAGAAGGCAUAAAAAAAGUAAUUACAGAAAUCCA
This is a messenger RNA of Alosa sapidissima (American shad), 2322 nucleotides long. It is a transcript of the gene gas1a, whose product is annotated as growth arrest-specific 1a. Lineage: Eukaryota; Metazoa; Chordata; Actinopteri; Clupeiformes; Clupeidae. The coding region runs from base 589 to 1374 and encodes 261 amino acids. Gene Ontology annotation, biological process: regulation of cell cycle. The record is from RefSeq and is a predicted model, not a curated record. The transcript has a single exon.